AUGUCCAUCGCUAAGACAGUCCUUCACAAGUUUGUUGGCUACCUGGAGGCGCAGGCCUCGGAGCUGAUCUGGAAACCUCGGUGCUCCGCGACGAUCGCGUGGGAGCAGACCCAGGGUAUCUCUGCCAAGAACAAGACAUCCAAAUACACAGGCCCCCGAGGUGACUGGAGUCAAGGAUACGGUUACAUCACGCACGAUGGUUUCUAUUCUGGACCGGACUGCGACUGGUGGAUGGUGCACUGA
This is a messenger RNA of Linnemannia hyalina, 243 nucleotides long. The record is from the annotation of a GenBank genome assembly. Lineage: Eukaryota; Fungi; Mortierellomycota; Mortierellomycetes; Mortierellales; Mortierellaceae.